UUGCGUCACUCGUUAUGAAGCCCGCGGCUCCUUUAAAUGUUUAGUUAUGCAGCAGUUAACAAUGCCGGAUUUGUCGCGAAGUCCGCGAGGGGACACAGGAUACGCAGAAAACAUCCGAGAAUCUGAAAGAAACACAACCUGGCGUGUGUUAAAUUAUUAAUUGCGUCGUAACUGCCGUUGUAACGUUCAAGGCACACGCAUCUGUGUGCCCGAGAGCUCCAGUCUGUGUGCGUGUGCGGGUGUGUGUGUCUGUACGUGUGCGUGUUUGAGCGAAUGCGUGCGUGUCGCAUGCCGGCCACACGGAUUUAGACGCGGCCCCUUUAAAUGUAAUUUUUUUUUUUUUUUUGGAUUGACGAGACACUGUUCACUGACUCCUUCCAGUACAUUUUAUUGUUGCGCAGUAAUCCGCAGUCCGGACCAGCUGUUGUGUUAAAUAAAAGAGUGACAGAAAGAAAACAUUACAACAGGGAGGGCAGGAACAGCGGUGGCCCUUUAUCCUGCUGUGUAGUAUUGUAAGUACCCACCAAACCCCUGGAUACGCCAUCUCAGCAUGCCCCCACGACCAUCUUCAGGGGAAUUAUGGGGCCUACAUCUGAUGCCUCCCCGUAUCUUGGUGGACUGCUGCCUACCCAACAGCAUCCUGGUCACUCUGGAGUGCCUGCGAGAGGCCACCCUUCUCAGCAUUAAGCGAGAUCUGUUCAGUGAAGCUCGCAAAUACCCUCUCUUCCAUCUUCUGCAGGAAGAAUCCUCUUAUAUCUUUGUUGGAGUCACACAAGAGGCAGAACGUGAGGAAUUUUAUGAUGAAACUCGUCGUCUCUGUGACCUCCGGCUAUUCCAGCCCAUCCUUAAAGUUAUUGAACCUGUAGGCAACCGGGAGGAGAAAAUUCUGAACCGUGAAAUUGGCUUUGCCAUUGGAAUGCCAAUUUGUGAAUUUGAGCUCAUGAAAGACACUGAAGUGCAAGAUUUCCGUCGCAAUAUCCUCACUGUUUGCCGGGAGGCCAUAGAGCAGCGUGAAGCAGGUGGUGCACACAGCCAGGCGCUAUAUGUAUACCCCCCCAAUGUGGAAUCAACUCCAGAACUUCCCAAGCAUAUAUACAAUAAACUGGACAAAGGACGACUCAUUGUGACCAUUUGGGUGAUUGUGUCUCCCACAAAUGACAAGCAGAAAUACACGCUGAAGAUACCACAUGACUGCUUGCCAGAACAGGUGAUUGCUGAAGCCAUUAGGAAAAAGACAAGGAGCAUGCAUCUGUCUCCUGAACAGCUGAGGCUCUGUGUACAGGAGUACCAGGGCAAGUACAUACUCAAAGUGUGUGGCUGCGAUGAGUACCUGCUGGAGCGGCUGCCUCUCAGCCAGUAUAAGUAUAUCCGCAGCUGUAUCACGAUAGGCCGACUGCCUCACCUGAUGCUGAUGUCUAAAGAUAGCCUAUAUUCUCAGCUUCCUGCUAAUGGAUUUCUGAUGCCUUCUUAUGGCCGACGGACCCCUCAACCAAGUCCGGCAGGCACUGCUAAUGGAGGUGCUGGGGAUUCUACUUCCUGUAGAUCUUUAUGGGCCUUCAACAGUCUACUGAGAAUCCGUGUCCUUUGUGCGACCUAUGUCAAUGUGAACAUUAGGGACAUUGACAAGAUCUAUGUCAGGACUGGAAUUUACCACGGAGGAGAGCCCUUGUGUGACAAUGUGAACACUCAGAGGGUGCCAUGCUCUAACCCAAGGUGGAAUGAAUGGCUGUCCUACGAUAUCUACCUCACUGACCUGCCUCGGUCGGCUCGUCUCUGCCUGUCUAUCUGCUCAGUGAAAGGUCGGAAGGGAGCCAAAGAGGAAUAUUGUCCGCUCGCAUGGGGUAAUGUCAACCUGUUUGACUAUAAAGACACACUGGUGACUGGGAAGAUGGCCUUAAAUCUUUGGCCGGUGCCUCAUGGGCUGGAGGAUCUGCUCAAUCCAAUUGGGGUCGCAGGAUCAAACCCCAACAAGGAGACACCCUGUCUUGAGCUGGAAUUUAAUUGGUUUGGUAACAGCGUAAAAUUCCCUGACAACCAACAGACAGAAGAACAUGCCAACUGGUGUAUCUCCCGGGAGCUCGGAUACAAUUACUGUCUUGUGGGCGCGAGUAAUAGACUGGCAAGAGAUAAUGUACUCAGUGACAGUGACAUUGAUCAGCUGCGUAGUAUCUGUCAUCGAGACCCACUCUCAGAACUGACUGAGCAAGAGAAGGAUUUCCUUUGGCGGCACAGACAGUACUGUGUGAGUAUGCCAGAGAUACUGCCCAAGCUUCUGCUGUCUGUGAAAUGGAACUCCCGGGAUGAAGUAGCCCAGAUGUACUGCCUGCUGAAGGACUGGCCCCUGAUGAAGCCAGAGCUGGCAUUAGAGCUGCUUGACUGUAAUUUCCCAGACCCAGUGGUGCGUGAUUUUGCCCUCAAGUGUUUAGUGAAGGGGCUGACAGAUGACAAGCUGUCUCAAUACUUGCUACAGCUGGUACAGGUACUCAAAUAUGAGCAAUACUUAGAUAAUCCACUUGCUCGUUUUCUCAUCAAAAAAGCACUGACCAACCAACGCAUUGGCCACUUCUUCUUCUGGCAUCUUAAGUCAGAAAUGCACAACAAGACAGUGAGUUUGCGGUUUGGUCUGUUGCUGGAGGCAUUCUGUCGAGCUUGUGGGAUGUACCUGAAACAUUUAAACAGGCAGGUGGAAGCCAUGGAAAAGCUCAUUAAUUUGACUGAUAUCCUGAAGCAGGAAAAGAAGGAUGAGCCACCAAAGACACAAAUGAAGUUUUUAGUUGAACAAAUGAGCCGCCCUGACUACAUGGAAGCUCUUCAAGGGUUUGUGUGUCCAUUAAAUCCUGUCCACCAGCUAGGGAAUCUCAGACUAGAGGAGUGCCGUUUUAUGUCUUCUGCUAAAAGGCCGCUGUGGCUGAACUGGGAGAACCCUGACAUUAUGAGUGAGCUACUCUUCACCAACAAUGAGAUAAUCUUCAAAAAUGGUGAUGAUCUGAGGCAGGACAUGCUAACUUUGCAAAUCAUUAAAAUCAUGGAAAACAUCUGGCAGAACCAAGGACUUGACCUCAGGAUGCUUCCCUAUGGCUGUCUGUCUAUAGGUGACUGCGUGGGACUAAUAGAGGUUGUGAAGAACUCGCACACCAUCAUGCAGAUCCAGUGUAAAGGAGGCCUGAAAACAGCAUUACAAUUCAACAGUAAUGCACUUCAUCAGUGGCUUAAAGAGAAGAACAAGGGAGAUACAUAUGAUGCUGCCAUUGAUUUAUUCACCCGUUCCUGCGCUGGCUACUGUGUGGCCACAUUCAUCCUGGGCAUUGGCGACCGUCACAACAGCAACAUCAUGGUUAAGGAUGAUGGGCAGCUAUUCCACAUUGAUUUUGGACACUUCCUCGAUCACAAAAAGAAGAAAUUUGGCUAUAAACGGGAGCGAGUGCCUUUCGUGUUGACCCAAGAUUUUCUAAUUGUGAUCAGCAAAGGAUCACCGGAGUGCACAAAGACAAAGGAGUUUGAGAGAUUUCAAGAGAUGUGCUACAAAGCCUACCUUGCCAUUCGCCAGCAUGCCAACCUGUUCAUCAAUCUUUUCUCUCUUCUGUUGGGGUGUGGCAUGCCUGAGCUACAAUCCUUUGAUGACAUCGCCUACCUGCGCAAAACUCUGGCCCUGGAUAAAAUGGAGCAGGAAGCCUUGGAGUACUUCACCAAACAGAUGAAUGAUGCUCACCAUGGUGGAUGGACCACCAAGAUGGACUGGAUCUUUCACACCAUACGCCACAUGCCUCUUUCUGAAGCUAGUCAUGACUGAAGUGGAGACUCUCCUGAGGACAGUAACCCAGGGUAAUACUGCGUUGUCCCACCCCAAAGAGAUCUGGGGUGUCUCACACCACUAAUAUGUGCAAGUAGGCUAAAGUACCCAGACUCUCACCAAAUCAACCAGUUUGCCACCUUUGUAGGUUUGGCAGUGAAAUUAUAGCUGUAGCUACGUGGCUGAGAGGUGAGAAAUUCCACUGACUUUUGACCUCUGGAAGGUUAAAGAUAAGAGUAGAUAAGUGGGUCUGAAUUAGGUCUAUGCAUUGAGAGUCGUAAUGGCAUGGUGGGCUCUACAUUACAAGACAUUCUUAAGGAAGGAUAUUAUCUGGCAACAAGUGGCUUCUGGAAAUGUCUGAAUCAGUGAUUUUGCAGACUUGACACCGUAGUUGAGGUGGCUCUCAACUGAUGAACAGUCACCAUUCAGGACUGUGGAAUUUUGGGGGUCUCCUCAAUUUAUUGCUUUAAGCUUUGCUGACUCCUGUCAAGUCAGUAUUAAUGCCCACUGCAUGUGACUCUUCAGUCUUCUGUCCUCUGAGAUUUCACAGGCAAACAACAUAAUGGAGUCCCGGAAUGGCCUACUCUAUAGUUGACAUUUCUAAUAACAUCAGAAUGAGACAACAAUAAAGACAAUACCUUAAGGGGAGCGAUCAGAUGUUCUUCUGCUCCAGACCAAUCAGUUAGUCACACUUUCUUCAUUUUAUAUAGCACCUUUCUUGAAAGCACUGCCACAAAGUGCUUAGCAAAGCAGCUUAACCAUGCCAGCCGAGUGUGAAUGACCACUUGCUACUUUUGCACCUUUCAGAGUCAGUACAAAGUGGUGCUAUAAUAUGAGUGGAGUUGGCCUUUGAUUGCUCAGGUGAUCUGAAGUUCAGCUGAUCGGACUUCCUUCUUCUGAAAAAGAUCUGGUGCUGAAACAAUGAUCUGGAGGGAGUCUGCUAUCAGUAAAUAUGCCUGUCAACUGCUUCAGUGAAUGAAACAUAAAUAUUCCCACCAUCUCUGAACCACCCUGGACUGGACUCAAGACCUAACAAGUCCACAGUUCUCUAAAUUAAAGAUUUUGCCCCAAGAAGGCUUUGUCCUGGACUGCUGCCAUAGUACAGUUAUCAAGACCUUAAUUGACUGGCUCCUGUAAGCAGGACGAACUGGAGCAGCACGCCACCUGUAAGCCACCGUGCACUUGUUUCGCAUAGCAAUACUGCACUUUUCACCGUGUUUGUAUGUGUGUAGGCGUGAACACGCAGGCUGCACUGCUAAAAAUACUUGAAGAGUCGCGUGACGCGUAUUUUGUUGAGAAUAUUUUUUGUCAAUUUUUGUAACAUUAGAAUUCAUUGUUUGACUUCCUUGAUAUUCUUUGUUUCUGAGUUCUAGUGUUAAGUGUACAAAGUGAGAAGUGCAAAAAAAUGCCUGAAUCAUGUAGGGGGUUUGGCAUGUCAGAUUUUCAUGGUAUUCACCUGAUUUGCACAUCCUGAUAGCUGUAGUACUAAGCAUCUCCCCAAGGUGGUGCUAUACUUUUGGCAGUGUGCCUGAGAUUAGAAUCUCCCACCUCGGAUUUCUGAAGUUUCAUAAUGAGUGUUGAUUUUUAUUCCAAUUCUGAAUGUGCACUUAUGCAGACUCUGUAUUCCUUCCAGCGCUUUGUUAAGAGGUCUGAUAUAAACAUUUCACAUAGCUAUGCACAAUUUGGGCAUUGCUUAUCAAUGAGGGCUCAUGAAGGAGCAAAGAAAUAGGAUAUUUUUUGCAAAAUGAUGGAUAGGUUUACUCAGAACAAUAAUAGUUCAUCAUUUUAAAUAUGGGGACUCAUGACUAGCAAUAAUUAAGGUCCUUGUGUGUACGGUACAAGGUACAAUGGGCGUAUACGGUUUAAACUGGCAAACAUUUUGGCUGAGCUCUCUUUGACUUCAUGAGGAGUGGCAUUUCUCUGCCCGCCUCCUAUCACACUGUAAUCCUACCCACAAAGCCUGCCCUGGCUUACUAUGCACAAUACAUCACAGACACCUGCCAUCACUAAUUUGUAUAUUUUGCAAACAGGUGUCUUGGGCUGUGAGGGUUGUGGGGGUGCUUUUCUCUUACAAUCAAAAUAUUUAAAUAUGGUUAUUUUUCACAGUGCACCCCUUAACCUCCAUCUCCCCUUUGCUCAUAUAGUGCCUUUUGGUAUAAGCACCAUUACUUAGCACUCAUGAACAGCAUUAACAGCGAGUCCUGCCGAACAUGUGUUUGAGACGUUGUGGCUUCCCCUGGCGUACUAGUAUUAUUCUGGGGUUGCUUCAAUCAUCCCAUAUUGAUGUAUUUUUGCACCUUUCAUAAUUUGCACUAUGACACAUCCAUCCAUCUAUUUAUAUAUUAUUGCACUCAACACAGAAUCGUCUUGAGUGCAAUAAUGGAAUGAGCCUCAGAGUGCCAGUCUGUUACAGGGCAUGCAAAAGUAUACCAAGCCAAUUUAGUGUCAUGCCUGACACUUUUGGAAAUUUUACAAAGCCAUCAGGGAAACUGAGAAGACAUCUCCACAUGAACAGUGACUGAGCCAAGAAUAAAAGCUGGAUUCCUAGAGCUUUGCCUGUUACGCUGCCUGAUUGGAUCCAGCCAUCCAUUCAUUUUCUGAAUCAUUGCAUAGCUGAGCAGAGCCCACAUCUCUGCAGCCUUGUGUGUAAAGCAAGAAAUAACUUCAGAUGAGGCGUAUCACUUGGCAGGCUUGUGCACUUAACCACAUUUGCUCAUACCGGCUCACUUUACAGUCAGUUUCCAUCUGUACAUUUCCUGAAGUUCCUUAGUCAAAUACAUGGCUGGAGGGAGGCUGUCCCAGCAACAUUAGGCUCAACGCUGGAUGUGCAUUCUUCACACAAUAACUUCACAUUUUUUUUAUGUAGUGCAUUUCAUAUUUUUGCUCAUAAAGGUCCAGUUUAGUGAUGGCAGUUGACCUAACAAAUGUAUCUUGGAUGGGAGAGAAAAUUAAAAUAUCCUUAGAACACCCACAUGGUUAGCAGGUGGCUGUGCACACAUCACAUGGGUAAUGGCUGGCCCAGUAAUCAAACCCAAGUGUUAGUGGCUGUGAGACAGCAGUACUAUCAACUGGGCCAUAUGAACACUCUACUUUCACACAUUGAAUUGAAACUGAAAUCACAUUAAACAUCAAAGACGUGAGCAGUGUUGUUAGGAAGGCAGCACACAUGAUGAAGAUGCUAUCUUAUAGUUAGGUCCAUAAAUAUUCGGACAGAGACAACUAUUUUCUAAUUUUGGUUCUGUACAUUACCACAAUGAAUUAUAAUCAAACAACUCAGCUGCAGUUGAAGUGCAGACUUUCAGCUUUAAUUCAGUGGGGUGAACAAAACGAUUGCAUAAAAAUUUGAGGCAACUAAAGCAUUUUUUUAACACAAUCCCUUCAUUUCAGGAUCUCAAAAGUAAUUGGACAAAUUAUAAAACUGGAAACAAAAUGUUCAUUUCUAAUACUUGGUUGAAACCCCUUUGGUGGCAAUGACAGCCUGAAGUUUUGAACUCAUGGACAUCACCAGAUGCUGGGUCUCCUCCUUUUUAAUGCUCUGCCAGGCCUUUACUGCAGCGGCUUUCAGUUGAUGUUUGUUUGUGGGCCUUUCUGUCCGAAAUUUAGUCUUCAACAAGUGAAAUGCAUGCUCAAUUGGGUUAAGAUCAGGUGACUGACUUGGCCAUUCAAGAAUUUUCCACUUCUUUGCUUUAAUAAACUCCUGGGUUGCUUUGGCUGUAUGUUUUGGGUCAUUGUCCAUCUGUAUCAUGAAACGCCGCCCAAUCAAUUUGACUGCAUUUAGCUGGAUUUGAGCAGACAGUAUGUCUCUGACACCUCAGAAUUCAUUCGGCUGCUUCUGUCCUGUGUCACAUCAUCAAUAAACACUAGUGUCCCAGUGCCACUGGCAGCCAUGCACGCCCAAGCCAUCACACUGCCUCCACCGUGUUUUACAGAUGAUGUGGUAUGCUUUGGAUAAUGAGCUGUUCCACGCCUCCUCCAUACGUUUUUCUUGCCUUCAUUCUGGUAGAGGUUGAUCUUGGUUUCAUCUGUCCAAAGAAUGUUUUUCCAGAACUGUUCUGGCUUUUUUAGAGCAAAGUCCAAUCUAGCCUUUCUAUUCUUGAGGCUUAUGAGUGGCUUGCACCUUGCAGUGCACCCUCUGUAUUUACUUUCAUGCAAUCUUCUCUUUAUGGUAGACUUGGAUAUCGAUACGCCUACCCCCUGGAGAGUGUUGUUCACUUGGUUGGCUGUUGUGAAGGUGUUUCUCUUCACCAUGGAAAUGAUUCUGCGAUCAUCCACCACUGUUGUCUUCCGUGGAUGUCCAGGUCUUUUUGCGUUGCUGAGUUCACCAGUGCUUGCUUUCUUUCUCAGGAUGUACCAAACUGUAGAUUUUGCCACUCGUAAUAUUGUAGCAAUUUCUUAGAUGGGUUUUUUUCUGUUUUCGCUGCUUAAGAAUGUCUUCUUUCAACUGCAUGGAGAGCUCCUUUGACCGCAUGUUGUCUGUUCACAGCAAAAUCUUCCACAUGCAAGCACCACACCUCAAAUCAACUCCAGGCCUUUUAUCUGCUUAAUUGAUAAUGACAUAACGACGGACUUGCCCACACCUGCCCAUGAAAUAACCUUUGAGUCAAUUGUCCAAUUACUUUAGAGCCCCUGAAAUGAAGGGAUUGUGUUAAAAAAAUGCUUUAGUUGCCUCACAUUUUUAUGCAAUCGUUUUGUUCACCCCACUGAAUUAAAGCUGAAAGUCUGCACUUCAACUGCAUCUGAGUUGUUUCAUUUAAAAUUCAUUGUGGUAAUGUACAGAACCAAAAUUAGAAAAAAGUUGUCUCUGUCCAAAUAUUUAUGGACCUAACUGUAUAUGUCAAGUUAACCAGAGCACAACUCACACAUAGCUGGCCUCUUGUGGUGGCUACUAGCGAAAGGGCAGUUCAAUUUAAGGAUUAGGUCUAUGCUAUUGAUUUGUCAGGUUUAAUCCAGGACAAAACACUCUUAAUAAUAAUCUAGAUGCUACUUCCUUUAAAUUUAGGAUCUUCGAUUUAUGAACAUGUUCGGUUUAGCCUUUCUGUGAAGAUAUUGGAUUGGUUUAAUAUUUCUAAAGCAUUACCAAUGUAUGGUUAUCCCACUACAUACCUAACCAUCUUAAAUUAAUUAAAAGUAGAGUGAGAAAGGGGAUAGUGUGCUGCAUUUCAUUUACCUUAGAAGUUAGAUGAAUGACAGCACACUUGAGUUGACCACGAUCCAGUAAUACGUUCAGUUAAUCAAUACAGAUGCCUCCGGGAAAACCUGUUGUGCUUGUUCUUUUAGAACACAGACAACUGCUCAACAAGUUAAUAACAACGCAUUACAUGGUAGUUUGCAUAUCCAAACACAGUAGCAACAUGUCCACAGAUAGAAGUUUUGCAGUUCUGUGUGUACAACUGAUUUAAUGAGACACAAAUAAACAGAAGUACUUCUAAACGGUAAAAUACUACAGCUUUCACUUCUGUUGAUGCGUAGUGCAGCCACCUUGGAUUUAGAAUUUGGGGUUGGUGAGACUCUCCUGACUUUCCAAGUAGGAAAUCCAACUUGUGGGGGCAUUCCAGUUGAAUUCUACUUGAAACUCGGAAAUUCAGAUUUCCCAAUUCAAAUGGAACAUAACAUUAAUCAACAGUAAUUUGGAUGCAGUCAAGGGUAUUAGUGCCGUCAUUAAACAGCACAGUCUCUUUCAUCCACUUGAACCUCUGCCUCAGGAUGUGCUUAAUACAGGGUAACCAUUUCUAUACUUCAGAGUUUCUACAUCGCACACAACCCUGGCACUUGCGGCUUGAGGCUCUUCCAUUGCACAGAUGGCACCACCAUGCAAGAGAUACAGUAGAUGGUGUACCAUCUUGGGAAUGACAACGAAUGACAGCUACAUCAGAUGUUUUGACAAGCACACAAGACAAUCACUCUCCACCUAGCCACCUAUUGAAGACCCUGUUUUCAUCAUGGGGGAGUUUACACCUGCAGCAUUAGUAGGAAGAUAGGGCCAGUUCUAAAUGAGCAGCCAAUCUGAUAUCACACAGCCACAUUCAUUCUUUCAUCCAUGUUCAGAUUCCAUUUUGUCCAUUACAGGAGCCUAUCCUGGCAACAAUGGGUGCAAAGCAGGAAUCAACUCUGAGCUGGGUGCCAGUCCACAGCAAAGCACACUCAUUAACACAUAUACUCACCGCAGAGCCAAUUUUUAGUCACCAGUUAAAAGAAAACUGAGAAGUACAUAUUCACAUGAACAUGUAAAUGUCACAAAUACACAAUAGACUGGCGAUUAGAGUCUGUUGUAUCAACAUGCUACCCGCAGUUGUGGCCGUGCUUUAAUAAUUUCGCCAGACUGGCUAAGUCUGAAGCUAACUGCCCCCAUUGGGAGGACCAAAUAAGAUUCAACAAUUCUUAACAUACCAAUGAUGUCUUUGUGAGUUAUUUAACAUUUUUUCCAGUGAUUUUCUGUUGGCUCUUUUGUACCAUCACCAUGAGAAAAAUAUAUUUAUGAGAAGGUAUCUAAAAAACAAUCAAAUGCGAUGGACAGUCACCUAAUGUCAGUGCGCUUCCAAAUGUGUUCAUGGGUUAGGCCUGCUAAUGUUACGAGCGUUCAUAAGCAUUGAACACACUGACAUCUAAGAGUGCGGGAUUUGCACCCUGUACUUUAAGGGAAGUGCUGUGAAUUUUAUAUAUAUGUGUACACAUGCUAUAUUUAUAUUAAAAUACCCUCACCCCACCAAGAAUGGUUUUAUAGUGGCGUUUACUUUUGUAAGUCAAAAAUACUGCUAAUGUAUAAUGCUUUUUUUUUUACAAUUUGCAAUAUUUCACUGAAUGCAAUGUACUGUAUUUUGAUAACGUUUCUAUUUGCUUUGGACAAUCCAUUGUAUUGUAUCAAUAUGAAUGGACCUGAACUUUCCUACUAAUGAAGUGUUUCUGAUAAAACCUUUGACAUGGAUAAA
This is a messenger RNA of Erpetoichthys calabaricus (reedfish), 10716 nucleotides long. RefSeq lists its product as uncharacterized. Gene Ontology annotation, cellular component: phosphatidylinositol 3-kinase complex, class IA; phosphatidylinositol 3-kinase complex, class IB; plasma membrane. The coding region runs from base 551 to 3790 and encodes 1079 amino acids. NCBI's taxonomy places the organism in Eukaryota, Metazoa, Chordata, Cladistia, Polypteriformes, Polypteridae. The transcript is spliced from 22 exons. Gene Ontology annotation, biological process: phosphatidylinositol 3-kinase/protein kinase B signal transduction; phosphatidylinositol-3-phosphate biosynthetic process; phosphatidylinositol-mediated signaling. Gene Ontology annotation, molecular function: 1-phosphatidylinositol-3-kinase activity; 1-phosphatidylinositol-4-phosphate 3-kinase activity. The record is from RefSeq and is a predicted model, not a curated record.